AUGGGUGAAGGUGCUAAAGCAAAAGCAAAAUUUAUUUGUUAUUAUCUUCUUAAUACUGGUGAAAUUUGUGGCAGGCGUAGUACUAGACCUGAAGGUUGUCGAUCACACUUUAAAGCUAAGUUGCGCCAGUCGUGCUCUGCUUGUGGUAGACCUACAAAGAUAAAUAAACCUACAGGGAUUGAUAAUGGCCUAUGUAGCUAUUGCAAUAAGAGCAAAUAUCAGAUCCGGCAUGUGAAUAUGCUUCGGGAUAAGGCCCAGAUGUUCGAUCAAUAUAGUGAAGAGAGGUUAGACUUAGUCGUGAACAUAUCUUGUUUACAUGUUCCGCCUGCCCUAAAGCUUUGUGACAUGGAAAUGGCUUCGGAAUUGUUUCCUGUAUAUCGAGAAAAUAAUGAAUGGUUUUCAGCAUAUCAAGAAAUUAAUGGUAUACUAGAAUAUGCUCAAUACUUUUUUAAUCAAGAAUUUGGAUACCUGAACAGGAUAAAUCUAACCUCUACGAGGUCGAACCCCGAACAAGCUCGGACACUUCAGUCCUCGGUGUUCAGGGUUCUCCUGAGGGGCAAGCAAUAUGGCAUACUUUUUUCGUUAUAUUAUUUGGGAUUAAAAAAAGGCCAGCGCGUUAACAAAGAUGGUAUUCUCCUUUAUCUUGAAAACAAAAAAUUUGGUGUGCCUGGGCAAUUACAAGUUAGUGAAGAAAAAUUAAAAACACAAAAGGAUUAG
This is a messenger RNA of Rhizophagus irregularis DAOM 181602=DAOM 197198, 717 nucleotides long. RefSeq lists its product as uncharacterized. NCBI's taxonomy places the organism in Eukaryota, Fungi, Glomeromycota, Glomeromycetes, Glomerales, Glomeraceae. The record is from RefSeq and is a predicted model, not a curated record.